AUGUGAAUUAAGUUCGCGCCAAAUUUCAGGAACAUUUGCAGUAGUUCUCCGCAUGUAAACAAAAGAUCGAAAAAGAAGACAAUUUAUCAAAUUUGUCAAAUUUCAGCCUUCAGAACAGUAGAAAAUUGUACAGAAAUUAUUCUUUACAAGUGCAAAAUGGAGUCAACUACAGAGAAAAGCUGUUUAGAAGAGAUUUCAACUCUUGUCUUUGAUUCUUGUGAAAAGGUGACGUUGAAAACAAUUUCCAAUAAUUGGAUGAUAAAAACUGAUGUUGCUAAAGACGUUCUUUCAAAAUGGUUAGAUCAAAACAAGAAAAAAGAUCUUGAAAUUGAAAUUGAAUAUCUUGUGACGGGAUUGAAUCCUCAAGGAACGUUCUCUAUUAGCAUUGCUACAAAAGAGAAGAAAUCAUUGCUAGAAAAGAAAUGGAAAAACUUUGGAUCAUGGAUUUACAGCGUUGAGAUAAAAUCAAGUUCCAGAAAGUUAAAUCUUCCAGAUUACGAGCCAAUUAAAAUGAAAAAUAUUCUGUUGAAAGCUGGUAAUCAUAGAGAUCUUCAUAUUCCUAAAAUAGCAACGGUUAAACAAGAACCAAUCGCUAAGGCUGAGCCUCCAAAAGCCAAAACUCCUUUCAAUGUAAUUAAACCAGCAACCAAAGUUGAAAUCAAGAAAGAAAAUCCAAAGCCUGUCGCAAUAUCAGAAGAAAAAGUUGUCAAAGAAAUUUCACCUAAUAAACCUCAACAAAAAGCUUCAUCAAAAACUGCCAACUCAAAGAAUCAAAAGCCAGUGACGAAAGGAUCAAUUUCCUCGUUUUUCAACAGCAAGCCAAGUUCAAGUAAAGCUUCGGUGGAAAAACCUUCGGAAGUUGUUGUGAAGAAAGAAGAAAAAGCCCCUGAAGCAGAUGUAAUCGUUGUAACUCCAGAAAAGAAGUCUCAGAAAAAAGAGGCAUCAAAGAAAAAGAAAACAAUUAAAUUAAAGGAAACAGCCAACAAUAAACGUUCAAGAAUUCGUGUCAUGCAAGAUUCUAGUGAUGACGAUCAAGAAGAUGAAGAAAAAGAUUCUGAAGAACCAGAAUCUAAACUCAUCAAGUUUGAUCGUGAAUUCACACCUGAACGCAAGACUCCUUGCAAAGCUUCACCUGAAAAGACUCAAGUUGAAGCAGAAAAAGUUAAACGUAAAUGCAAGCGUUGGGUCACAAAACGUUAUCAGACUGAAGAUGGAUUUAUGAAGACUGAACGUGUUCAAGAAGAAUAUUCAGCAUCUGAAGAUGAAAACGAUGAAAAUAAGAAGAAAAAUUCACCACCGACUGUUGUUAAAAAGACGACACCAGCGAAGAAGUCGACGACAUCAAAAGCACAAUCUGAACAAAUAAAUAAAAUGGAACAUAAAAAUUUUCUUUUAAUUUUUUCUGUUCUUCUUCUUUCAAUGACUUGCAAUGGUGAAAGAUUCAUCGUAAAUGUCGUUGAAUAUGAAAUUGAAAAUGCUGGAGUAUCAACUCUUAAAUGUGCUGGAACGAUUAUAUCAGAUCGACAUGUUGUGACUACCGCUGUUUGUGCCAUUGCAGCACCAACUCGCAGAAUUGCUGUCGAAGUUGACACUAUAGAUGGUGUUGGAAGUAUCACAGUUAGGUAUGACGCAACAGUAAGAAUUCAUCCCGAUUUUGCUGCCACUAUAGAAUACAACGUGGCUGGUUUAGAAAUUGAUGGCAUAUUUGAUCGACCCAGAUUUAGUCCACUUUCGCUUGGUGCUUUGAGUAAUCAAACAUGUUUCCUUUAUGGAUGGGGAGCUGUCAAUUCUGAACCACGACGAGAAUCAGUGACUGUUAAUUUCCCAGACUCCUGCGCUGGCGACAACCCACAAGCUUAUUGUUCGAAUUUCAAUAUUUUGGAGGUCAUUUCUCGUUGCAACGGUUUACUACCAGGUUCACCUCUCAUUUGUGGAGAUGGAAAUGUUGUUAAUGGAAUGGUUUUGAAUGGCGGCUGUAACACUUUCCAACCUUAUCUCUAUUAUCACUCUAUGGAAGAGUUCAGUUCAUGGAUUCUUUGGGAAACAGCUGGUGCUGAGAUGACUACCAAAGUGUCAGGUUUCCUUCUUUUUGCUGCAUUGCUGACUUGUUUGAAAAACAUUUUAUAAACAAUUUGCUGAUUUAAAUUCGAAAUAAAUUUACUGACAUUCGAAAAAGUUAAAAA
Molecule: messenger RNA, 2183 nt
Organism: Clunio marinus
Lineage: Eukaryota; Metazoa; Arthropoda; Insecta; Diptera; Chironomidae
Source: the annotation of a GenBank genome assembly